Panonychus citri (citrus red mite) is the source of this 996-nucleotide messenger RNA. RefSeq names its product guanylate kinase-like. Gene Ontology annotation, molecular function: GMP kinase activity. Gene Ontology annotation, biological process: purine nucleotide metabolic process. The transcript has 6 exons. Gene Ontology annotation, cellular component: cytosol. The coding region runs from base 152 to 859 and encodes 235 amino acids. The record is from RefSeq and is a predicted model, not a curated record. Lineage: Eukaryota; Metazoa; Arthropoda; Arachnida; Trombidiformes; Tetranychidae.
AAAAUUAUUCUAUUGGAAAUUAAUUAAUUCCAAUUGUUAAAUUGUUCUUUUCUCUCAAUUAGAUUAAGUGACCAUUUAAUUAUUGUUGAUGAUCUAAUUUAAACAAAUUAAUUAUUCCAUCAAAUUAUUCUAACAAUUGUGAGUCGUUUUGAUGAGUUGUCUUUCCAUACGAUUCAUUGGUUCCAAUAAAAUUAAUUGGUUGCGUUAUUUUAAGACUAUGAUCUCCAGUAAGACUUCAAGUGGUUCAGCUCUAAAAGGUGAUACCAUUGAUCAAUUUAUAAGGCCAAUUGUGAUCUGUGGACCUUCAGGUUCAGGCAAGAGUUCACUGCUUAGGCGACUCAUUAAUGAUUAUAAAGAUUAUCUUGGAUUUACAGUAUCUCAUACAACUAGGAAACCUCGUGAAGGGGAAAUUAAUGGUAGAGAAUAUCAUUUCAUCGAAAGAAACUCAAUGGAAAAAGCGAUAAAGGAAAAUGAAUUUAUAGAAUUUACUGAAUUUUCUGGAAACCUUUAUGGAACCAGUAAAAAAGCCAUGGAACAUGUUCAAAAAAAUGGAAAAAUUUGUAUUCUUGAUCUGGAGAUUGAAGGAGUUAAGAAUAUGAAGAAAUCCAAUUUCAGGCCAUUGUUCAUUUUCGUGAAACCACCGAGUCUAGAGGCUUUGGAACAACGAUUGAGAGACCGAGCAACCGAGUCCGACGAAAACAUAGAACGACGUUUGAAAAGAGCCAAAGAAGAUCUGAACAUGGAAGGAAUCGAAAAUUAUUUCGACCUAAUCUUGAUCAAUGAAGAUCUCGAUCAAGCUUAUGCUGCUCUCAAGAAUUUCAUUCAACCGGUUAUUGGAACUCUUCAAGUAAACCAAUGAUUGUCUCUGCGAGAAAAAUACCAAACCUCUUCAAUGGUCAUUUCGAUGAAGGUCAAUUGAUUUAAUUAAACUUUGGUACCUUAAACUUUCAAACUGAUUAGUUGUCUCCAAAUAAAUGUAAGCCUUUAUUUACUAAA